CAUCUCCCAAAUUACCAUGUUGGAUCAGAUAGGCUGCAAAACUUUCGGUUGCAGGCUAUGCUGAAGCGUGUUGUUCACAAGUUAGGCCUGGUAGAGGAGACUAAGAAAGAUUACAAGAAAAAAAACAAGGCCAAAGGAAGCAAGGCUUCCUCAGAGCUAACCUCAAGAUCAAGUGAGUUAUUUGUGAAGAUAAAGCAUGUAGGUGGACAAAAGGAUCUGUACAAACAUGCAGUUCCGGUGUCAAAGUUGAUGAGAAAGCAUCAUGGGAUGUGUAUUGCACUGCCACAAGUCUUCAAAGAUCCUCACAAUGCAGUGCUCAAUGAAGGAGAGGUUUUGCAGCCUGGUCACAAGUACAUCUUAAUCUCCUUCAAGGAUGUGGACAAGCUCAAACGCAAGUUUCCGGCGCAAGGCAAAACCAGUAGGCCGAAUGGGGUGGUGGCGGUUGAAAAGAUGGACAAAAAGGCCGGGUCUCCAAGUGGACACAAACUCAAAGCUCAGAAUGGAGUAGCCGGCCGAAAGACACAUGAUGAGAUCACAUUCACCAAGGAGAAUGGCAACAUGAAAAUGCCAAAUGGAUUUGCAGGCCAAAAGAAGUUGGAAACAAAGACAAUUUUGUCUCCAAGUGGAAAAUGCAACAAAGGGCAAGCCAAAGUGGCAAAUGGACUAGUUGAUGACGAGGAAGAGAUAGUGGACACAAUGGAGGAUGGUUCUCAAGGUGGAGAUGAGGAAGAACAGUCUCUUUUUUCCUCUGCAAGGGACUUCUAUGUCCCUAAGGAGAAGAGAUCUGCGAGACCUUGUUCGAGACGAAAAGGGCUAAAGGGGAGGAGUCCUUUUGUGCCACCUCUCCCAAGGGGAAGAUCAUAUAGAAGUAUGGGAUGGCAACCAAGCCUCCCAAGUGUGAAAGAGCUAUCACCAUGAUAUUUUGCUAAGGUUUUACUUUUUCUUUUGUGUAACUCCCUAUUCUGGUAUGGUAUUAUGCCUUGCCUGCCACUCAUUACUGAUUUCAUCUCACGGAUCUGAUUUCUAAUAGGUCCUGCUACAUCUUCUUAAUAAAAUUAAAACUCAUCUCCACCCUUCUAUUUGAUAAAACUGUUUACUUAUGCAUAAGAUAGAAACUUUAUUAGAAAUGAGGGAGAUGUG
Molecule: messenger RNA, 1140 nt
Organism: Arachis duranensis
Lineage: Eukaryota; Viridiplantae; Streptophyta; Magnoliopsida; Fabales; Fabaceae
Exons: 1
Coding region: 58-918 (286 amino acids)
Source: RefSeq, a predicted model, not a curated record